Messenger RNA from Rotaria socialis, 900 nucleotides. The record is from the annotation of a GenBank genome assembly. Lineage: Eukaryota; Metazoa; Rotifera; Eurotatoria; Philodinida; Philodinidae.
AUGCAAGUACAAGAAUUACUCAUUUAUCCAAUAAAAUCUUGUGGUGGCGUUAGAGUUCAAGAAGCGUUAGUUACAAGAUAUGGCUUAGCUCUUCCAUCCGAUCCACGAAUCUACGAUAGACGAUGGAUGAUUGUCAAAGAUGGCCGACAUUUAUCACAACGUGUUUUACCAAGUAUGGCACUUAUUCAACCAUCAUUUGUUGAAAAUGGACUUUUACUUCGAGCACCUAAUAUGCCUGAUCUGCUUAUAUCUGUUAGUCCAUUACCAAAAGAAAUAAUGUAUUGCCAUUGUUGGGACGAACCAAUACUUGGUUUACGUUAUGACGAUACGAUAUCUCAUUGGUUUCGAAGAUUUUUUCAAAGUAACGAUCAAAUUGAUUUAGUUAUUUUUGAUGAAAAACAAUUUCAAACACGUUCAAGUAAAAAUAAACCAGAUUUUCCAAAUGUAGCAGAAGAUCAUCAUGUUGCUGUGUAUCAUGAUGUUUGUCCAAUACAUUUAUGUUCAUUGGAAUCUGUUACCAAUUUGAAUACACGAUUAGAAAAGAAAAUUAAAAUAUACAAUUUUCGACCGAAUAUUAUUGUAACUAAUGGAAGUGAACCAUAUUCAGAAGAUUGCUGGAGAGAUGUUGAUAUUGGUCAAGUGAAAUUAAAAUGGAUUUCACCUUCCUUAAGAUGUCUUUUGCCGACAGUAGAUCAAGAAACUGGUAUUAAAGAUUCCAACCAAGAACCCUGGAAAACAUUGAGAAGUUAUCGACUUAAACCCAAUCAGUAUGGCAUCAAAGCUUUGUUUGGUAUUUAUUUAGGACAAUUUGAUGGUUCGGAGAUUAUUUCUGGAACUGUUCAUGUUGGUGAUUUAAUUAACGUCAUUAGACAAGAUCUUGAUUUUUGGAAAAAACUAUGA